AAUAGGAACGCCAUAAUACAAAUUGUCAUUUUACGCUUAUUAUAUUUAUUGUAGUUUGAUGAUUUAAGAUUCUACAAUCAAUUUUUUCAAAUGGCCGACCGAUCACCGCCGGAAGAAGGAAACAUUUCCUUAAUAGAUAACACUUUAGUGGUUGAUAUUUCUGAUGCACUAAGUGAAAAAGAUAAGGUUAAGUUUACUGUCCACACUAGAACAACAUUAAAAAAUUUUCAAAAAUCAGAUUUUCUGGUUGUUCGCCAGCAUGAAGAAUUUAUUUGGUUACAUGACAGAUAUGAGGAGGAUCUUAAAUAUGCAGGGUACAUUAUUCCGCCACCACCACCCCGUCCAAAUUUUGACGCCUCUCGUGAAAAGCUGCAAAGAUUGGGAGAGGGCGAAGGAACCAUGACAAAAGAAGAGUUUACAAAAAUGAAACAAGAAUUAGAAGCCGAGUAUCUCGCCACAUUUAAGAAAACCGUUGCAAUGCACGAGGUGUUCCUCACCCGUCUGGCCAGCCACUUGAUCUUCCGCGAGGACCCGCAUCUGCACGUGUUCCUCGAAUACGACCAGGACCUGUGCGCUCGACCUAAGGGCAAGCUGCAGCAGCUUGGCGGUCUGGUGAAGUCCUUCGGCACAACCACCGACCAAUACUAUUUGAACGCGACCGUGCGCGACGUCAACGACUUUUUCGAGCAACAAAUGAACUCUCUGACCGAGUACCACGGCCAGCUCAAGGACGCCACUUUAAAAACUGACAAGAUGACAGAAAAACACAAAGAAUUAGCUGACAGUUUUAUUAAAAUCUCAGGAGGGUUGGUAACACUUGCUACAACUGACAACACGCCACUAGAUAAGUUCCUUUCGAAAGUAGCGGAUAUUUUUGAAAAGGCGCGGAAAAUUGAAAGUAGGGUGGCGAGCGACCAAGACUUGAAGUUAGCCGACACAUUAAGGUACUACAUGAGAGAUAGUCACGCUGCGAGGGCGCUGCUGGUACGGCGUUUAAAAUGCUUGGCGACAUACGAGAAUGCGAAUCGAACGCUCGAAAAAGCCCGGCACAAGAAUAAAGACAUACAUGCGGCCGAAACAGCUCAAUCAACUGCUUGUGAACAAUUUGAAUCCAUAUCUGCUCAAGCUAAAGAAGAACUUUUGGAUUUUAAAACUAGAAGAUUACAUGCCUUUAGAAAAAGUUUAAUAGAAUUAGCAGAAUUGGAAAUAAAACAUGCUAGAACCCAACAAGAUCUGUUAAAAAAGUCCAUUCAAGGUUUAAAAGAAUUGCUUUAAUUUCAGUGAUUUAUUUUUUUAAUGCUUAUUUUUGUAUUAUACAUUCCUAUUUUAUCACAUUUUGUAAUCAAGGAAUGUAAAAGUUAUUUUCUCAAAAAAGUGUAUAGUUAUUAUAUAAAAAUAUAUUAUAUUUGAGAUAUUAUGUAUCGUAUAUCUAUG
Brassicogethes aeneus is the source of this 1434-nucleotide messenger RNA. The record is from the annotation of a GenBank genome assembly. NCBI's taxonomy places the organism in Eukaryota, Metazoa, Arthropoda, Insecta, Coleoptera, Nitidulidae.